This is a messenger RNA of Cornus florida, 1650 nucleotides long. RefSeq names its product TPR repeat-containing thioredoxin TDX. Lineage: Eukaryota; Viridiplantae; Streptophyta; Magnoliopsida; Cornales; Cornaceae. The transcript is spliced from 11 exons. The record is from RefSeq and is a predicted model, not a curated record. The coding region runs from base 82 to 1335 and encodes 417 amino acids. Gene Ontology annotation, molecular function: Hsp70 protein binding; protein dimerization activity.
CAACAGUAACCCCAUCUCUAAUAUAUUGGAAUAUUUUCUAGAAGUUGACAUCGUUCUAGAGAGAGAGAGAGAGAGAGAGACAUGGACGCAGAAAAGAUUGCAGAGCUAAAGCUCUUCGUGGAGAAGUGCAAAUCAAACCCUUCCAUUCUACACAACAAGUCUCUAGGGUUUUUCAAAAGCUAUCUCGAAAGCUUGGGCGCUCGAAUUCCACCAGCACCAGAAUCAGAUAAAGAUGGUAAGGACACUAAAGGUUCUAAGGAACGUCCUGGUGCCAAGAAAACCAAUCUGCCUGGCGAGGAUAAAUUGGAUGAGGAUAUUGUUGAAUCUGAUGUUGAGUUGGAUAACACUGAUGUUAUUAAGCCUGAUAAUGAUCCUCCACAGAAGAUGGGAGAUCCUUCAAUUGAAGUUACUGAAGAAAAUUGGGAUGCUGCACAAAUAUUAAAAUCAAAAGCUCUAGAUGCAAUUUGUGAAGGUGAGUUGGAUGGAGCUGUAGAUCAUCUAACAGAAGCCAUUUUAUUGAAUCCAAGUUCAGCUAUAUUAUAUGCAACUAGAGCUAGUGUAUUUGUUAAACUGGGAAAACCAAAUGCUGCAAUCCGUGACUCUGAUGCUGCUUUACAGAUUAACCCUGACUCAGCAAAAGGGUACAAAAUACGAGGAAUGGCAAGGGCCAUGUUGGGCCACUGGGAAAAAGCAGCAAGUGAUCUUCGUGUGGCAGCAAAGUUAGAUUAUGAUGUGGAGAUCGGUUUGGUCCUUAAAAAGCUUAGGAUGUCAUGGAUAUUGUUGGCUAUAAAUCUGCAGGUAGAGCCUAAUGUACACAAAAUUGAAGAGCAUCAUAGAAAAUAUGAACGCCUGCGAAAAGAGAAGGAGCUAAGAAAAAUUGAACGUGAGAGGCAACAGCGGCGAGCUGAAGCCCAAUCAACAUUUGAAAGAGAUAGGAAGGUGGAACAUUCUUCUGAAACUAAACCUUCGGAUCCAGAAGCAGCAUCUGCUUUGAAGGAUGGGCAUGUUAUUGGCAUCCACUCUGCUAGUGAAUUGGACACCAAGUUAAAUGCUGCUUCAAGGACAUCUCGACUGGCUAUUCUGUACUUCACUGCAACUUGGUGUGGGCCCUGCCGUUUCAUGUCUCCUCUUUAUACUAGCUUGGCUGGGAAGCAGCCAAACGUUGUAUUCUUGAAAGUUGAUAUUGACGAGGCAAAGGAUGUGGCUGCACGCUGGAACAUCAGCAGCGUUCCAACUUUCUUCUUUAUAAAAAAUGGCAAGGAGGUUGACAAAGUAGUAGGCGCUGACAAAAGCUCACUUGAAAGCAAGAUUGCCCAAUAUGCAGGCCAUUCAUAAGUCAUAUGUGAAUUUAUCAGGUUUUUCUUUGUCAGGUUAACUUGGAUAAAUGGUCUGUCUGUUCCCAUAGUAUUUUACCUAACUGUUUUUGUGGUGCGACCAGUGUUUGCUUAAAUAUAGAAGUGUGGCUUGAGAAUUGACCUCAAACAUUCUUUUUUUACACCGAACCUUAAUUGCAGAAAAUUACUUUUUGAUUUUAGCUAAGGUGUCAGGUUCAAGAUUUAAAUUGCCAUUUGGAGCAUCUUAUGUAAACAACAGAGCUACAUUGCUGAGGUUUUAACAAAUGGUAAUAACUAUGUUGAAAUGUUUGCUUGA